UACUACUUCCUCCGUCAACUUGUAUCAUAUAGUUUGGUUGAGAGUACACAGGCUGUAUUUCGUGUUUUCGUUCUCAUGUAAACUUUGCUUUGAAGAGAUUAGACCUACUUUACAAAUUACUUGCAGAUGACAUGUAUCUGAGCGUAAGUGAUUAAAAAUGUGUAAGUCAAUUCAAUAUAUCGUCAAAUCCGAGAAAACGAAUUGACAGCACCUUCUGUGGCCUUUCGAUGGUCAUCUACUUUGGCGCCAUGACUUGGGACGUGCUGAUGCUGAAGCUGUCGUAGGUAGAUAUGAAAUGUGUGUCUAUGUUUCCUAUAUGUGUCAGUGAGACGUCAUGUGUGGAAUAGAGAAGCACUAGGAUGGCCCCUGAUGCAGUAGAGACUGUGUGCACAUGGCUGCAAAGCCGCUGGCAUGUGUGUGUGCCAGAGGGCUGGCUGCAGGCAUGUGUGGAAUGGCUACAGCAAGAGAUGGGCGGCCGACCUCUGACCCUACCACAGCUGCAGCAGCAGGUGCUUGAGCAGUGGUUGCAGACGGACCUGCGUAGCCUGGGCGUGUCGUCACUGCCGGCUGCCGUGAGCGAGGCGCUGAAGACCGAGCUGCAGGGGAACCUCUGCGUGCAGCUGGACUCGCUGCAGGACGUCAGCCAGCCGGCGUACACUCAGCUCCAGCGUCUGCGUGGGAGCGAACGCGACAACGACCAGAUCGGGGCGGCCACCCAGGCGACCCAGCGGCCGUGGGAGGCAGCCCCCACGCGCAUGCUGAUGUUGCAGCUGACGGACGGCGUGCGGAGCGUGGAGGCGAUGGAGUACAGGCCCGUGCCACAGCUCAACACCCGCCUGCCUGCCGGCACCAAGCUGCUGCUGCGUGGGCCCAUAACAUGCAGGCUGGGCGUGCUGCUGCUGAAGCCUCAGAACGUGCAGGUGCUUGGGGGAGAGGUGGAGGAACUCCUGCACACCAACACUCAGGCCCAAGUGUUAAGCCGAGCUCUGGGUCUGCCUGAGGAGGUGCCAGCUGAAGAGGAGGCCGAGGGGGUCCCCCAGGAGAGGGCCGAGGAGGCUGGGCCAGGAGCACAGGAGGAUCUGGAUGACAUGGAGCUGAUGGCCAGUCUGGAGGCUGUGGAGGAGAGCAGCCUGGACAGUGGCUACAGGACCGCCAGCAUGGUGUCCACAGCCCCGAGCAGGCCGUCCCCUCAGCAGCACCUCCCUCUGGAGGACUCGGCCUGGGGGAGCCCACUCAACGCGCCCGCGGAGGACUUCCCCGACGAUGACAUUCCCCUGGAGGAGCUGGACAGUGUGCUCUCCCAGCACCUGACGCAGGAGACGGGGCAGGGUGACGCCCUCUCCCCUCCAGAGCCCGCCUCCACCAUCUCCCCACAGAUUUCUGUGCCGAGGCCGUCGGCAUACACCCCCAGCCCUGAUCGGGAAUACUCCCCACAUCCCGCUGCGUCUGAGCGUGCUCCGCAGAGGACCUCUGUGGGGGCUGACGCCGUGUCGGAGGUAGAGCGUGCUGCCGUAGCGCGGGACAGCCCCCCCUUCUCGUACCUGUUGAGCCUGGAGCCAGGUGUGGCCAGGGAGAUCCGCGUGCGCGCCUUUGUGGUGACGCUGAAGGGCAACAUGCGCAGCGCCGGAGGCUCCUGGAGCCUGGACGUCAGCCUGUCGGACGGCUCGGCCUACGUGGACGCCCAACUGAGCGACGGCCUGCUGGCCGAGCUGAUCGGCUUCUCGGCGGCAGAGGCGCGCGCCCUGAGACGAACCCCCGAGGGGCAGGCGCAGGUCACCGCGGGCAUCCAGAGGUGCCAGCUGGCACUCGUGGACAUGUGUGGCAUCAUGACCCUGCGGACGGAGACUCAGCGGGCACGACCCCUGGUGCUCGAGGUGAGCUCGGUCACCCAGAGCGACUGUCUUGCCCUGCAGCAGCGGGUAGAGGUCAGGAGAGCCCGGUACUAGCAGAGCAACAGUGUCCCGAUGGGCUGAACUGUUUGCACAAGACACACGUAUCAGCUGAUGCUAAUGGCAAGGAGAUAUGCCUCAGAUGCCUCAGCCACCAUACAAAUGUCAAACUUGUUGAUGAAAUGCAUUAUCCUGUCCUUAGAACUGAAUGGUGGAUGAUCUAGUCAUGUGACACAACAGGACCAGCCUGAACUUAACCUUGCCACAUGGGGUUGACAUGGGCUGUUUAUUUGUUACAAUGCAGUAGUCUUUCAGGUCAAGUGUCUAUUUUUAUGCUGACGUCUCAUGAAAGUGAUGAAAGUUUAUGUAAAUUAUUUCUGAUUAAUGUGUACAGUUUCUUGGAUAAUUGUUUGGAAUCUGAAUCAGUUUUUUUUUUAAAUGUAUUAAACAGUUCAUGAAGCUUU
Sardina pilchardus (European sardine) is the source of this 2353-nucleotide messenger RNA. RefSeq names its product RMI1, RecQ mediated genome instability 1, homolog (S. cerevisiae) (gene rmi1). The transcript has 3 exons. The coding region runs from base 360 to 1946 and encodes 528 amino acids. Gene Ontology annotation, cellular component: nuclear body; RecQ family helicase-topoisomerase III complex. The record is from RefSeq and is a predicted model, not a curated record. Lineage: Eukaryota; Metazoa; Chordata; Actinopteri; Clupeiformes; Clupeidae. Gene Ontology annotation, molecular function: nucleotide binding. Gene Ontology annotation, biological process: resolution of meiotic recombination intermediates; double-strand break repair via homologous recombination.